AUGAUGAAACAAAGAAAACAUCCUCUACUGUGUUUUCACGAAAAAGUCGAUCAAGAUCACCUGUUUCACAGCGAUCAAGGUUAGCAGAUAGAAAUCAUAGAAUACAUUUGUAAGAUACGGUAUAAUUAUGUCAGUGCAAGAUUAUCACAAUGAUUGGUUUAUCAGACGCUGAUAUACUGUACAGUAUAUAACUGUUACAAGGCCUGUUAUAUAUAUGUAUGAAUUUGUUUUUUAGAACUUUCCAGCCGCCUGAAUCCCUCAACCAGUCAAAACUGGAUUUUUAUGUUAAGAAAAAAGGUGCCAUAUUGUGUAGUUUAUUUUAAGUUAUGCAGAAUUUGUUUAAGAAACUUAUACGGUUGGUCAUUUAACUCAGAAGCACGCAAUGAAUGUGCCUAGAUAUACUCAGUGGAAGAGUACUUCAGCUAAUGGAUUAACAAAUCUGCAGGUGUCUCUAGUUAACUUGUUAGCUUGCAAUGCACCCAGGUGUGCCCACUUUAGUAUCUUACUAUUUGACGGCAGACAAUUUUACUCUUUUUGUAACAGGAGAUUGUCUGUUAAUGGGUUAACAUAACUAACUGCCAUACUUGUUUUCCUUGACUUCACAUUUGCAAUUUUUUAAAAGACAAAGCUCGUUAAGCAACGCACUUUUACCAAAUAAAUUAUGUUCAGACCAUUUAAUAUAUAUCGUUGAUUUUGUGCUUAUAUUUAAUAUUUCCAAGCUAAAGUGAAACCUAGCUCAUAAACUCUAAAUUGAAAAUUGCCAGGCAUGGUUUUUAUCAAACCUAAAGUGGAAGUCAUCCAACAUUUGUCAAUUCAAUUUGUCAAAUCAAAUUGCACUACAAAAGAUAUAAUUUCAAAGCCUGUUUUUAAGGCUUAAAAGACAAUGGAAAUGUGAUGCUUUACUGUCUAGAACAAUAAUACUGCAUGUAUUAGUUACACUAAGGCGCAGUUAUAAUACUUUAAUUUAUGCACAUGUCUAUAAAAGAUUUGUUUGACCUCAUCAUUAUUCCAAUGAGCUCUUUGGUACAGCCAAUCCUUUUUCUCUGCAUAAGUUUAUUUAUUUUUAUUAGAAUGCCCUGCUUCGCAAGAAAGCAAGAAACCAAUAGAUUAUAGGUCUUUGACGCCUUCGCCUUGUCCUAGACCACGUAACACUCCAGGUAAAUUUCCGUGAAAGUCGACAAUUUCGUAACACGUUGAGUACAAAUUCAGUGAAUCAAUUAUUCAUAUAUAAGCGAAACAUUUCAAACAUUUAUUACACAUUUGGUUUAAUAGUAUUAUAAUAAAUUUAUCUAAAUAUUAUGAGAAACACGACUCUUUAAUAUUGAUUCUAAAUUGAUUAUUAUCUACUGUAAACUCCAUGAAUGCACUGUAAUGCUUUGUAGGAUUUCAAGCUUCCGUGCCAGCCACCUUGCGAGUAAAACUCCUUAUGAAUCCUCCAGACAUGGAAGGAAAUUAUUCUUUGACGCAAAAACGCCUGUGGCACUUUGCCCCAGAAGAAAACAAGUCUAUCAAUCUACCAGAAACUAUAAAGAAAUUCCAGGAGUACUACAAAUCAACUAACCACUUGGAACUUUCAUACUAUGAUGGAGAAGAGCAAAUGUUAAUUCUAAAGGACGAAGAUCUACGUGAAGCUUGUGCCUAUUUCAUCAACUGCUAUAAACAGUUCGAGAACUAUUCCAUUUUCUUGAAGAUUUAUGUCACAGAGAAGCUUGAUGAUCCGAAUCAGAAGAAUGAAAAAGUAAAGCUACCCAGCACAGGUUCGGGAACUGCGAAACUACUGUACCGGCAGCUUACAGUCUCUGGGCUCUCAACAGCGACAGAAGCUACAAAUGAAGAUGCGCCCACCUGCAGUCGUGAUAAAAAGCUAGAAAAGAUGAAAAAGAAAACCGCGAAAGAGUUCAAUGCAAAAGAAAACAGAGCAGAAGUAAUUUCAAAAUCUACGAUAAAAUGUUGCUCUUGUGAUAUGGUUGUUAAACUGGGAAAGCCAUACAACAUUCACAAUUUUAAGAAGCACUACAAAAGAUGCAGUAAAACGUACACAACGUCGGGAAUGCAGUCAGUUUCGACACUAUUUAUGGCUAUGACAGCUAUUGCACAGGCAGUCAGGGCUGCUGCAGAGAAGAUGAUGACAGAAUGCGGGAAAGUAAAACAAAAUAAUGAAGUAUCAGAUGAUAUAGAUUCUCUGCUGCGGAUUUUGGAACGUGUUGUGGAGAAGCCAUCGUGCCUGGAUUCAGUUGCUAGCGAUAUGAAAAACCACUGUGUGUCAGCGUUAGGGACUAGAAUAAUGGAACACCCACUUUACAUUUGUUUCACGGAACUCUGCAAAGCAGGUAACAUAUCGCUGGAAAGUGAUAACGAAAGCAGCGAUCUCGAUAUUGACGAAAGCGACGAGGAUGAUUUAUGA
Messenger RNA from Paramuricea clavata, 2404 nucleotides. The record is from the annotation of a GenBank genome assembly. Lineage: Eukaryota; Metazoa; Cnidaria; Anthozoa; Malacalcyonacea; Plexauridae.